Molecule: messenger RNA, 5199 nt
Organism: Trichomonas vaginalis G3
Lineage: Eukaryota; Parabasalia; Trichomonadida; Trichomonadidae
Exons: 1
Coding region: 1-5199 (1732 amino acids)
Source: RefSeq, a predicted model, not a curated record
AUGCUUUUGUUCUUCCUGCAACAGCAUAUUUUGUCAGAGAUUAAAUUGGUUAAACCAAAUCCCUCUUAUAAUUUUUCAAGUUGGACACAGGUAUGGGGUUAUUACGACAUUGAACACACACUUAAUAAUCAAAAAACUCCAAUUACAUACGGUAACAGUGGUGUAUUUGUUAAAUUUGUUGUUGGCGACCAAAUCUGUGUUCCUUCAAACAUGACAACUACUUUAUGCAAUGGUUUAAUUUUAGAACUUGGAACUCAAAAGGUUACAGAUGAUGAUGCUUAUAUAUUAUACAAAAUAACCAAUCCUGGUGAAGAAGAAAAGACAUUUUCACUUGGAGUUUAUGCAGAUUUUACUUUUAAUACAGGAAAUGGCAAUUCAAACAUUUUCCAACCACUAGAAGGUCAGGAUAUAUACACAAUCUCAGCUUCUAAAUCAGAAAAGCCACGGCAAAAGAUGGCAAUUGACCACACAAAUAAAGAAACAAAUUACAUUAAACCAGAUAAUUAUUGGUACGGAGUUCUUGAUAGUAAUGAUGAUGACAAAAGAUAUUUCAUGAAAUUUGAAGGUGAUAAGUCUGUAGUUGGACCAGGUGCAACACCGGAUGAUGACCCAGUCUCAUCAUAUUCAUGGGAAAACAAAAUAGCUCCAAAGGGUAGAACCGUUGUUUGUGCAAUUCGUAUCUAUUUCAUCAUGAGAUACCCAUUAGAAGUUUUCACAGACGGUACAGUUUUCGCAGGAGACUUGACUGGAGAAAUUCAAGUUCCAACAUGGAUGAGAAUUGCUGAAAAAUAUCAACCAUACGACGCAUAUUUCAAAGAAGGUAAUGGAGAAUGGACCAAAAAAUUAUCUUUUAAUGGAAAUAUGCCGUUCGAUAGAUAUACAUAUAAACUAAAUCCUUCAGGAACAUCAACAGAAUACACUUAUAAACUUGAAUACACCAAGAAUGGCCAAAAAUUUUCAUCCAAUGAAGUUAAAUUUAAAGUAACACGCUCAACACAGCCUGAACUUGAAGUUACCACUGCGAUCAAGUCCCAACCUUACAACCAACAUGAUUCACUGGAUAUUAGAGCAACAGUUAUGUCGGACACUCCCGGUGACAUUUCUAUCGAAAUAUACAAGGAUGAUUUUAUUGCCACAGAUCCAAUUAAAGAACCCUAUGUUUUAGGAGUUGGAACAGGUGUGAGAGAUGCAACCUACAGCAAAGUUUUACAAUUGGGAACAUUAAGAUCUGGCACAUAUAAAUUAGCUAUCAGAGCUAUCAAUAAUCUUGGAAGAUCUUCAGAAUGGUACAAUCGUACAUUUACAAUGGAAUUCCAAACUGAAGUUUUUGAUAUUCACUUUGAAAAGAAAGCUUAUCAGGCAAAUGAUAUCAUCCGAUUACUUGGUCAAUUCCUUGAAACAGAUAACAAUGAACAGAUUAGAUUCGCUCUCGUCAUGCCUGACGGAUCCACUGCCAGAUCAGAGCUCUACACACCAACAGGCGCUCGACAAGAUUUUGUCGUCACAACGACUGUUAGUGAUGAGACAGAAAGACUCAUUGAUUGCACAUUCCAAGUCUUGACCUCAAAUAAUGUUGUUGUUAAAUCACAACAAAUUCAAUUGCGCAUUACAAAAGCUCCUAUUUUCACUCUUAGCCCAGAUUUCUUUGGAAAGGAGUUCAAUAACUCACAGAUUUUAUCAUACAAAGUUACAGCUGCUUCAGAUGAAGACACAACAAGUCUUAAAUGCUUAUAUAAGAUCGAUAAGAAUGAAUACAAAGAAAUUUCAUGGGCAGACUAUAGAAUAAAUAUUCCAUUGACGGGACUAAAUUGGUCAGCCGGUUUCGAUCAUCAUCUUUCAAUCGUUGCCAUGGACCAAUAUGAAUCAACAUCGAAAGAGACAACCUUAGACUUCAGAAUCUUAAAUGAACCGAAGUUAGUGAGCGUUCAAUUUACUGGUACUAAUAUUCAUGAUCCAUUUUCAACAGGAGAAUUCGUUGCAAGAUAUGAUGAUAUUGAUAAGGGUAAGCAACUUUAUCUUUAUGCUAAGAUUGGAUCAGAUAUUCAGAAGUUUGAUUUCAUAUCAGUUCCAGAACAAAAUACACAACAAAUCACAAGAAGUUUAAGAUAUCCUAAACCAGGCAAACAAAAUGUUGUAUUCUUUAUCUCCAGCUUGUCAGAAUCCGUCUAUCCAAAGACGGCACACUCAAAUUCAAAUGAAGUUUCAGCGGAAAUUAUUAGUACAUAUCGCCCAGAAGUCACAUCAUUGACAGUUACUAGAAGCAGUUAUUACACUUCUUCCGAUAGAAUUCCAUUCACACUCAAGAUCAAGGAUGAUCUCUCAGGAACAAUUAAAUACAAGAUUGAUGAUGUAGAUGUUACAAAUCUACAGAACACCUUAACAACAUAUCAAACACCAGACGGCGAGUCAUAUGCGACAGUAUCAACAUCUAUUGUAAUUCCUUCAACAUGCACUUAUUCUAACAACAAAGCACACACACUCACUGCAAAAGUUGUCGACAACUACGACUUGGAAUCAUCUAAUUCUAAAUCAUACACAUUUUACAUCAGAAAUGUUCCAACAAUCUCAGUUGAUGAACUUACGAAGACGUUAGCCAUCUCUAAUACACCAAAAGAGAGCGACAGAACAAUUCUAAUCUCAGGCACCUUCCGUGAUGUUGAUAACAAACCACUUAAAGUCUUCGUUCAAGAAGAAGGCGGUUCUCCAUAUGAAUGCAAGUCCGGCUCAUCAAAUAAUGCUGAUGUUGGCUUCUCAUGCAACUAUAUUGUUCAGGCCGAAUCCAAGGCUGAUUUCCCAAUUUCUAUUUGGGUCGAAUCAGUUGAAUCUAAGAAUGACGAACAAGGAAAAGUCAAAUCAGAAGUUGUUGUCAAGAAGAUCACUGUCACCGAUCCACCUGCUAUCAGUUCAAACUGUGUUUCUGGUUCAUUUGGAUAUGAAGAUCCAAUCACAAUCAAAUUCUCAGUUACCGAUGAUUCCAAGGGCAAUAUCAAGUUCUACUUGAAUAAAACAUAUUUGAGCAAUCAAGACUACAGAUACGAGAACUUUGUUGGUGGAGAGUCAUCUGCAACAGUCAAAAUCCCACAAGACUUACCAAGAGGUAUGUACUAUCUUAACUAUUAUCCAGUUGAUGACUAUGGUGUUGAAGCACUUGACAAAUCUCGCUACAGGUGCCUUAUCGAAUACAAGAACAAACCAAAGAUCGGUGAAGUUAAAUUGAGCAAGACAUCAGGCGAUGAUGACGAUGAAGUUUCAGCCACAAUCAAAUACACCGAUUAUGAUAAUGAAAAGAAAUUAUAUAUCUACCAGAAAGUUGGUGAUCAUUCAUAUCAGGUCACUGGCGAAACUCAAUCUAACGGUGGAUCGAAUGAAGUCAAUGUUCCAGUUCAAGGAUUACCAGGAAAUCCAUCUGGACAAGUCAACAUCUAUUUCAUUCUUGCAGACACAAACAAUGCUGAUCUUAUAACAUUACAAGGCAAUCAGAAAUCCAACGAAGCUAGUGCACCAUUCACUCUUAAUAACAUCCCAACACUCGAAGUCACUUAUGAUCAAGUUAAAUCAGGCGGAGAGACCUUCAAGAUCAACUUAAAGGUAACAACUGAGAAGUCAUACACAAUUUAUAGAAGACAGAAUAAUGUCGAAACUUACGUUGCAGAAUACACCGGCAAUGCAGAAUAUACUGAUUCAGUUCGAGCAGAUGAAUCAGUUGAUUCAAUGACAGUAUACUAUUAUCUCAAAGAUAAUAGUGGAAAUACAAUAUCACAAAGAAUCCAAAUCGUUUUGACAGUUAGAAAUCCACCAAUAAUAUCAUCCUUCUCUUCAUCCGUUCAAACUGCCAAACCAGGAGGUAAAUUAAGUUUGACAUAUGGAUUUGAUAACAGGCAAAAUACAAAAAUCUUUGCAUUUUACAAGAUAAAUAACGCUGAACCACAAAGUGUUAUGUUCUGGACAAGUCAAUACCCAACAUCGUUCUCAACAGAAAUUCAGCUUCCAUUUAUUAAGAGUGAAACAUCUGUAACAAUUACAGGUUGGUUACAGAACACUGACACUCCACAAGGAGAAAAUCCAGAACCAUAUACUAAAUCAGGAACAAUUCCAAUUAAUAUUUUCUUGACAUAUCCACCAAAUGUAACACUCAUAUUCCCAUCUUCUAACGUUUUUGGUAAUGAUGACAAGAUUAAAAUUAGUUAUGACAUCGUUGAUGAGACAACAGGCACAAUUAAGGCAUACAUCAAUGGAAUUUCAGCAGCAUUCAAAGAUUACACAAGUAAUGGAAAUCAUGAUGUCAAUUCACUUUCCUUCAAGCUUCCAGAAGAAAUCACUUAUGCUACAAUUGAUCCAAAGAUUAUUGUUAAAGUAACAGAUUCACAUCAGGAAACAACAGAUUACACACCAUUCCCAAUCGUUGUUGUCAACAAGCCAAAGAUCACUGGUGUUACAUUCUCACAAGAAUCAGGUGUUUCUGACGGAAAAAUUGAAGCUACAGUCGAAUUCGAUGAUUUCGAUGUUGACAAGAGAUUAUACGUCUUCGUAAAACAUGAUGAUGAACUUCUUUAUCCGGAAAAUAACAAAAUUGAAAGUUCAACAGGAACAUCAGGCCAACGCAAGACAAUCACAUUAUUUAUUCCUGAUACAGAUAGCAGUUCGAUUGAAUUUAAAUUCUUCAUGACAACAGAUCAAAGCCCAUCAGCAAAUGAGAAAGAAGACAAUUACAAGUCAAAGGAUUAUUCAAAGACUUUACCAAUAACAUUCGAGCCAGCCAUUCAUAUUUUCAUGAAUGAACUUAAAGAAUUCUAUCAGAAGGGAUCAUCAAUUCUCAUAAAAGGUAUUGUUUAUGCAGACCAAGAAGCAAUAAUUAAGUUCUAUUCUGACUCCCAAUGCACGAAACAAAUUGGAGAUCAAUUUAAUUAUUAUAGCGUUACAUCAAGUGGCAAAGAGUUUGAAGCUUCAGUCCAAAUACAACCAACAAUGUUAUAUGGAUACAAUACAAUUUAUUGCAAAGCAUUUUCAAGAUACAACCAAGAGUCAUCAUAUCCGAUAGAUAUUAACUUCUUCAUUAAGAACAAACCUAUUGUUUCUAAUCCAAAAGUUAACAAGGCUUUCUAUAAAGUCGGUGAAGAUAUCACAGGCACAUUCUAUCUUACAGAUUUGGAUGCAGGUAAACCAAUCUUUUUCUUUGGUCGCCUUGGAAGAUGGUCGUGA